Dictyostelium purpureum is the source of this 375-nucleotide messenger RNA. RefSeq lists its product as uncharacterized. The transcript is spliced from 4 exons. The record is from RefSeq and is a predicted model, not a curated record. Gene Ontology annotation, biological process: positive regulation of proteasomal ubiquitin-dependent protein catabolic process. NCBI's taxonomy places the organism in Eukaryota, Evosea, Eumycetozoa, Dictyosteliales, Dictyosteliaceae. Gene Ontology annotation, cellular component: Cul4-RING E3 ubiquitin ligase complex. The coding region runs from base 1 to 375 and encodes 124 amino acids.
AUGAAUAACAACAAUAACAUCAAUAACAAUAACAAUAGUAAUAGUGAUAAUAUAUCUUCAUUUUUGCAAGCACUACCAUCUUCUGGAGUCUUAUUUUCAAAAUAUAAUAUAAAAAAAACUGUCACAAAGAAAGAAAUUCCAAAAUAUAUUCCAGCCCAUGACACCAACCCUCCAAAUAACGAAUUUGUAAAAAAUGAAGAUGAUAAUAUAUUAAUAAGGUCACUAAUAAAAAACUCAGUUCACAAAAGAAUCAAUGAACAAAGUAAAGAAAAGAAAAAAAACAAUGAAAGUGAUAAUGAAGAUGACUCGACUGUACCCUCAAGCUUUGUUUCUGAAAUUGAAAACUCUAGCCCAAAUAAAAGAACAAGAUCAUAA